Messenger RNA from Theobroma cacao (cacao), 2542 nucleotides. RefSeq names its product scarecrow-like 3 (gene SCL3). NCBI's taxonomy places the organism in Eukaryota, Viridiplantae, Streptophyta, Magnoliopsida, Malvales, Malvaceae. The record is from RefSeq and is a predicted model, not a curated record.
CAUAAAAUUCCAUAUUCCACUGAAAGAGGCAACGACAACAAAUCAUAAGACGACAAAACCUUCCCUCACGCAUUGUCGACGACGUUGCCAUGGGCAAAGCAGACCCUCCCCUCUCCCUUCCAAAACUCUCAGCUUUUAAUUGAGCUUUUGAACCCAUUUUUCACUGUCCUGUUAUUCAUAAACCAGACUCCACAGAAAAAAAAAAAAGAAAGAAAGAAAAGGAAAGGCUUUGUUCAAAGUGAGCUUGAAAAGGUUCAAAUCUUGGGAAAUUUUAUGUGCUUUCAUCUGGGUUCUUGAUCAAUUGCAAAACCCAGUAAGGAUUUGGCUCAACCCUUCCUUUUCUGUUGUUCUGAGCCGGUCUUUUGUUUUCUUCUUUCUCUGCUAUAAAUGUUGCACUUUUUUUUUCUUGAAUUAUUACGAAUUGAUGAUAUAUCUAUUACUUUCAUGAACUUGUCUUUUGGAAGAAUUCAUCUUUCAUUUUUUUCCGAAAGACAAUUGGGGGUUGUGUGCUUUUUUUGUUAGAUCCUAUCCCUUCCAUUUGUUAGACCUGUUAAUCCUUUUCUCUUUGGAUAUUUGGUCUGAUGCAUUUGUUAGACUUCUAAAUCCUCAGGUUCUUUUGGCAUUAAAAUACUCUUGAUUCUGGUUUUGUUUCGGUCAAAUCUUGUGAAUAACUGUCUUCUUAUACUUCCAGUUCAUGCAACUUUGAAUAUUGCUGGGAUUUGAUAUUUUCUCUUUAGAACUUUUCUUAGCAUUCAUAGUAUUUGGGCAAUUAUAAUCUUGCUUUGCUUCUUGAUUCCAACAACUUCUGGGCAUUUCCUUUAACAUUAUCAAUGUUCCAAGACGAAUCAUCGUCUGUAACAUCAUCACCUCUCCAAGUGUUCUCCAUGAUGUCACUCUCACCUAACUUAGGAUCACCAUAUCCAUGGCUUAGAGAGCUAAAAUCUGAAGAAAGGGGUUUAUAUUUGAUACAUUUAUUGCUCACUUGUGCUAAUCAUGUAGCAACCGGGAGCCUUGAAAAUGCAAAUAUUGCCCUUGAGCAAAUAUCCCAACUUGCUUCUCCUGAUGGUGAUACUAUGCAACGAAUGGCUGCAUACUUUACUGAGGCGCUUGCUGAUAGAAUCCUCAAAGCCUGGCCUGGUCUUCACAAAGCCCUCAAUUCCACAAGGAUAACUUUGGUUUCAGAAGAAGUCCUUGUUGGGAAACUGUUUUUUGAGAUGUUCCCGUUUUUGAAGGUGGCCUUUGUUCUUACCAACCAAGCCAUAAUCGAAGCAAUGGAGGGUGAGAAAAUGGUUCAUAUAAUUGAUCUCAAUGCAGCUGAACCUGCACAAUGGAUUGCACUUAUUCAAGCUUUGAGUGCAAGGCCAGAAGGGCCACCCCAUUUGAGAAUUACUGGGAUUCAUCAACAGAAAGAGGUCUUGGAUCAAAUGGCUUAUAGAUUGACUGAAGAAGCUGAGAAAUUAGACAUCCCAUUUCAGUUUAAUCCCAUUGUUAGCAAAUUAGAGAAUCUUGACAUUGAGCAGUUGCGUGUUAAAACUGGGGAGGCUCUGGCAAUCAGCUCUGUUCUCCAACUGCACUCCCUUUUGGCUUCUGACGAUGAACUCCUUCGGAAGAAAUCGCUGUUAGCAUCAAAGAAUUUGAAUGGAAUUCACUUGCAAAGAUCCCUCCAAAUGAACCAGAGCACUUUAGGAGAGUUGCUUGAAAAAGAUGUGGUUAAUGGAUAUAGCCCUAGCCCUGAUUCAGGCUCUUCAUCACCGCUGUCCUCAACUUCUUCAGUGAAGGUAGAUAGCUUUCUUAAUGCAUUGUGGGGUUUGUCACCUAAACUCAUGGUGGUAACAGAACAAGAUUCUAAUCAUAAUGGAUCUACUCUAAUGGAGAGGCUAUUAGAAUCUCUUUACUCUUAUGCAGCAUUGUUUGAUUGUUUGGAGUCUACUGUCUCAAGAGCAUCUUUGGAGAGACUUAAAGUGGAGAAGAUGCUGUUUGGUGAGGAAAUAAAGAACAUAAUAGCCUGUGAAGGAGCUGAGAGGAAGGAGAGACAUGAAAAGCUUGAGAAGUGGAUCCAAAGGCUUGAUUUGGCCAGCUUUGGAAACGUUCCUUUGAGUUACUAUGGCAUGUUGCAGGCGAGGAGAUUGCUGCAGGGUUAUAACUGUGAUGGGUAUAAAAUGAAGGAAGAGAAUGGGUGCGUAGUAAUUUGCUGGCAAGAUCGACCGCUAUUCUCAAUAUCAGCUUGGAGGUGUAGGAAGUGAAAUAGGGAAACAUGUACUUUCCUGGUAUCUGAGUUUUUACUUUCAUUUUAUCAAAUGAAAUUGAAAGGAUUUUGUUAAUCUUUUAGUGCAUACCAUUAGAAUGAUUAGAAAGCUGCCGGAUAUGCUCCAUAGUCUUAGGUGAAAUUCCCCUGGAAAUUUUACAUUUAGUUUUUCAUCUAAAGACAAAUCAUGUACAGUUAGUUAUCAUGCUCUCUGUCUCUCUCUCCGCCUGAUGAAAUGAAAGAUUGAUGAGAGGUCCAAAUUUAAAUGAUCAUUGAACCAGGAUGCUUUAAACUAGA